AUGGAGCAUAACUCCUGUAAAUUCAUGCAAAAGUGCCAUCAGUGUCAGAUACACGGAGAUCUGGUCAAGGUUCCACCCACAGAAUUACAUGCGAUGAGCUUGCCUUGGCUAUUCGUGGCAUGGGGAAUGGACGUUAUAGGACCCAUCGAUCCUCCAGCCUCCAAUGGACAUCGCUUCAUGUUAGUCGCCAUCGACUACUUCACUAUAUGGGUGGAGGCAACUUCUCCCAAGUCGGUGACUAAGAAAGUCGUGGCUGACUUUGUCAAGAACAAUAUGAUAUGUCGCUUCGGCGUACCUGAAUCUAUCAUCAUAGAUAAUGGUGCCAAUCUGAACAUCCAUUUGAAGAAGAACAUCUGUGACCAAUUCAAGAUAACCCACAGAAACUCUACCGCCUACUGGCCACAGAUGAAUGGACCUGUAGAGGCUGUCAAUAAGAACAUCAAGAGGAUCUUGAGAAAGACGAUCGACAAUUAUAAUAAUUAG
Messenger RNA from Lycium barbarum (goji berry), 483 nucleotides. RefSeq lists its product as uncharacterized. Gene Ontology annotation, biological process: DNA integration. Gene Ontology annotation, molecular function: nucleic acid binding. Bases 1 to 483 code for a protein of 160 amino acids. The transcript has a single exon. Lineage: Eukaryota; Viridiplantae; Streptophyta; Magnoliopsida; Solanales; Solanaceae. The record is from RefSeq and is a predicted model, not a curated record.